UGGUGAAUCGGACGGACUGCUAGAUGGGCCUUUCCGGAAUAGGGCUGUAGGGGGCGGUGACCAACCAAAGAGGAAAAAGAAAGGGCUUUGUCAAGAAGAGAAGGGCCAGCAUGUUGGGGGCCUCUCUGUCCCUACCCGGGCCCUAUUCUCGAUACUCUUCCGGAAGAAAGGGAUCUGGGAGCGAGAGAGAUGUCCCGCGGAACUAGGAGGACUUGUCGCGCAGUGACUCUCUGGCCUGAAGCCAGCAGCCUCUCUGUGGCUUCCGGACUGGGCCGACUGAGUGUCGGCGAUGAGGAGGCGGGGCAGGAGCGGCCAGUCUGGACCACUGAAAAACCUCGGACUCCACGCUCGGGUCAUUUCUUUAUCAGGCUGUCUUAUCUCGUGCUGGGCUUUCCAGGCGCGGCCGCAGCUCGGCAGUUCCUACUUGAGAUCCAAUCCGAGAUUUCCUGCUUGCAGCCCAGUCUAUAGCAGCCUGCAUUUUCACCUUUUAGGUUCCGCUGCACCCUCUGCCCCGAGGUGGCCCUUUCCUGACCCCUUCUCAGCCUCUGCCACCUGAGGGCUGCUUUUCUCAGCCAGAGAGAUUCACGUGGCCCAGCGGUUUCGUUGUGAGGAAUGCGCACGGUAUUGGAGCGCAGAAGAGGCACACACUGAGGAAGGCCCUGCCCUUUGGGCCUCCAACACUUCCAGCCUGGCCUCCUGUAGUCAGCCCUUGAUACUCCUACUUACUCACCUUUCCUCCACAAAGCCAAAGGCUGGGCCUGAACUGUGAGGCCUGACUCCUUGCAUAUACCACCUUCCCAUGGCCUCUGACCCAGGACCAGGGUCUCACUAAUAACAGAGCAGAGGGCCAGCAGAUGAAUGGACACCUUGAAACAGAGGAGCAGUGGGACCAGAGGUCAAAUCAGGAGCUGAGCUAGAGCUGGGGCGACCGGCCUAGGACUGCCCUGGACCGGGCCAAGGCCAUGGCCCCACCACUGCCGCCACCAUUGGCCACCAGUACUCCACUCCUGCAUGGCGAGUUUGGCUCCUACCCAGCCCGAGGCCCACGCUUUGCCCUCACCCUCACACCACAGGCCCUGCACAUACAGCGGCUUCGCCCAAAGCCUGAAGCCAGGCCCCGUGGUGGUCUGGUGCUGCUGGCCGAGGUUUCAGGCUGUUGUACCCUGCGGAGCCGCAGCCUCUCGGACUCAGCAGCCUACUUCUGUAUCUACACUUACCCGCGGGGCCGGCGCGGGGGCCGGCGCAGAGCCACACGCACCUUCGGGGCUGAUGGGGCGGCCACCUACGAGGAGAACCGGGCUGAGGCCCAGCGAUGGGCCACUGUCCUCACAUGUCUGCUCCGUGGACUGCCGCUGCCUGGGAACGGGGAAAUCACCACCCAUCUUCUGCCAAGGCCACCCCGAUUGCUUCUACUGGUCAAUCCGUUUGGUGGGCGGGGCCUGGCUUGGCAGUGGUGUAAGAACCACGUGCUGCCCAUGAUCUCCGAAGCUGGGCUGUCCUUCAACCUCAUCCAGACAGAGCGACAGAACCAUGCUCGGGAGUUGGUCCAGGGACUGAGCCUGAGCGAGUGGGAUGGCAUCAUCACAGUCUCGGGAGAUGGGCUGCUGCAUGAGGUGCUGAAUGGACUCCUAGAUCGCCCUGACUGGGAAGAGGCCAUGAAGAUACCCGUGGGCAUCCUCCCCUGUGGCUCAGGCAACGCAUUGGCUGGAGCUGUGAACCAGCAUGGGGGGUUUGAGCAGGCCCUGGGCAUUGACCUGCUGCUCAAUUGCUCACUGCUGCUCUGCCGGGGUGGCUGCUGCCCACUGGACCUCCUCUCUGUGACCCUGGCCUCGGGCUCCCGCUGUUUCUCCUUCCUGUCUGUGGCCUGGGGCUUCGUGUCAGAUGUGGACAUCCAGAGUGAGCGCUUCAGGGCCUUGGGCAGUGCCCGCUUCACACUGGGCACCGUGCUGGGCCUUGCCACACUGCACACCUACCGUGGACGCCUCUCCUACCUCCCUGCCACUGUGGAGCCUGCCUCACCCACCCCUGCCCAUGGCCUGCCCCGUGCCAAGUCAGAAUUGACCCUGGCCCCUGGCCCAGCUCCACCCGUGGCCCACUCACCCCUCCAUCGCUCUGUGUCUGACCUGCCCCUACCCCUGCCUCAGCCUGCCCUGACUUCCCCUGGCUCACCUGAACCACUACCCAUCCUGUCACUCAAUGGGAGGGUGCCAGAGCUGGCUGGGGACUGGGGUGGAGCUGGGGAUGCUCCACUGUCCCCAGACCCACUGCUGCCUUCCCCUCCUGGGUCCCCCAAGUCAGCUGUACUCUCACCCAUCACUGAGGGGGGCCCAGAAAUGCCAGCAUCCUCUGGGCUCCUGCCUCUCACCCCUGAUGGUGACUCGGUAGCGAUCUCUACUGGGGGUCCAGCAGACCACCUGCUCCCUCCCCUGGAUACCCCGCUACCCCCAGGCUGGGUGACACUGGAGGGGGACUUUGUGCUCAUGUUGGCCAUCUCACCCAGUCACCUGGGGGCCGACCUCAUGGCAGUUCCCCACGCGCGCUUUGACGACGGCCUGGUGCACCUGUGCUGGGUGCGCGGCGGCGUCUCACGAGCUGCGCUGCUGCGCGUUUUCCUGGCCAUGGAGCACGGUAGCCACUUCAGCCUGGGCUGCCCGCAGCUGGGCUACGCGGCGGCUCGUGCCUUUCGCCUCGAGCCGCUCACCCCUCGCGGAGUGCUCACGGUGGAUGGGGAGCAGGUGGAGUACGGGCCCCUGCAGGCGCAGGUGCAUCCAGGCCUUGGUACACUGCUCACCGGGCCUUCGGGCCGCCCUGGGCGGGAAUCGUGAACCUCGCAAAACUUAGGGCCCGCUACGGGCGCAGUCUACAUUCCGAGGGGGCGGAGGCUGAGCUCGGGGCGUGGCCUGGCUGCUAGAGUUGGCGUGGAGGCCCCACCUGCAGAGGUUCUAGCCCUGUCUCAGGAUGGCACCCACCUCCAGGGGGGACCAGAGGUGAUGUUAGAGGGUGGCCCGAAUGCCAGGGGUGGGGGCCAUGAAGGUCACAGGAAAGUAGGCUCGCUCGGGAGGAUGGUGCCUGAACAAUUAGAGCCGGGUUCGGACCACAUCCUCGCUUCCAGCUCCUUGAAGACCAGGUCGGCUGAGGGCGGGACUUGUCAUUAAUGCAUUAUCCAAUGAUGGGGCCUGGGAUGGACGGGCUGGCCAGUCAGGCCCUGGGUCUCGCCCUGCCCACUCCGGUGCCUCCAUUUAACUGGCCAAGUAGCCCAGGAGGGGCAGGUUCCCCCGGGCCGACGCUAGCAUUUGCACUAAGGUUCCUCCCCGCCCCGUCGGUGUGGGUGGGGAAGUUCAUUUCCCGUCUUCUGUGUCCUGUGCGUCUCCAGAUCCCAAUCUUCAAAGCAAUUGAAAAGGUCUAUGCAAUAAAGGCAGUCGCUACAUUCCUCUUAGCCCCUCGCCCCUACCUCUGUGCAGCAGCCCGUGGGAGGGAUCCGACUCGGCUCUUCCGGCAGCUCCUACCUUUCUUGGCCCGAA
Molossus molossus (Pallas's mastiff bat) is the source of this 3521-nucleotide messenger RNA. It is a transcript of the gene SPHK2, whose product is annotated as sphingosine kinase 2. The transcript is spliced from 7 exons. Gene Ontology annotation, biological process: positive regulation of apoptotic process; sphingosine biosynthetic process; sphinganine-1-phosphate biosynthetic process. The record is from RefSeq and is a predicted model, not a curated record. Bases 963 to 2825 code for a protein of 620 amino acids. Gene Ontology annotation, cellular component: intracellular membrane-bounded organelle; membrane; cytoplasm. NCBI's taxonomy places the organism in Eukaryota, Metazoa, Chordata, Mammalia, Chiroptera, Molossidae.